AUGCCCUGGCGGGUUGUGUUGUGUCUGACGUGCCCCAUUCUCACACCCUUCUCGUGUUGCAUGCCCAUGUCUUGUCCUUGCCCCUUUCCUUCACCAUGUCAGGCAUUCGUGGCAGUGGACAACAACACGCCUGUCGAUGCAUCCAUCAUCACUCCCUCUCACUCCCUCUUACUCCUCACUCCUUUGUCUUGCCCCUUGUCUUCCCUCUUCUCCCCCUCCCCCAGGCAUUCUGGACAACAACACCCCUGUCGAUGCAUCAAUCAUUGCGGCCUUCAAGAGCGACCAUGUGCUCGAUGCCCUCUAACUCCCCCUCUAACUCCCUCCCCUCUACUCCUUUGUCACCCCCCUUGUCCCAUUCGGGCGUUCGUGGCAGUGGACAACAACACGCCCGUCGAUGCAUCCAUCAUCGCGGCCUUCAAGAGCGACCUCGUGCACGAUGCCCUCGCCGGUUGUGCCUCUCUGCGCCCCUCCAUGGACAUUGCGGUUACCGCUGAUGCUGACUACGUCAGGGAGGAGCUGCGCCAUUUCACGGGCAGCAGCUGCAUGACUAAAACACAGGCGGAGACGAGUGCCGCGUUCGAGGCCUGGUUCGGAUUUUUCGUGGCAGGGCCAUUCAUUCGUGGAGGGGAGAGCGGUGUACCCGCGGGAGGGCCAAUGGCGGAGGAACAGCCGGAAGGUGUGGCAGCUGGUGCUGAAGGGGGAGUGGUGGGUGCAGCAGCAGAGGAGGCCGCAGCAGUAGCAGUAAAAAAAGUGGAAUCAGAAAUGGCUUCAGCAGCAGGACGAGAAGAGGUGGGUGUAGGAAGUUGUGGGGUGCUGAAGGUUGCUGGAGCAGUUGAGGCAGCAGCAGCAGAUGUAGCAAGCACAAGUGCAGGAGGAGCGGGAGCAGCAGCAACAGUGGAAGUAAAAGAAGAACUCAUAGCAGGAGCAGAGUGUGUUGGGGGGGAGGUCGCACCUGCAGCAGUAGCAGAGGGUUCUGGGGGGGAGGUAGCACCUGCAACAACAGAGGGUGCUGGGGGGGAAGUAGCACCUGCAAAAACGGAGGGCGCUGGGGGGGAGGCAGCACCUGCAGCAACGGAGGAUAUUGGGGGGGAGGUAGCACCUGCAGAAACGGAGGGUGCUGGGGGGGAGGCAGUACCUGCAGCAGUAGCAGAGGGUGCUGGAGGGGAGGUAGCACCUGCAGUAGUAGCAGAGAGUGCUGCGGGGGAGGUAGCACCUGCAGCAGAACCAGAGGGUGCAGGAGGGGACGUAGCUGCUGCUGGUGAUGCUGCAGCUGGCGCUGCCACUGGUGCUCCUAUUCCCUCUACAGAGUCUUCUGGUGAUGUUGUAGAGGUGGGGGCUGUUAAGAAGGUGCGAAAGCGCGUCGUCACGAAGAAGUCGGCGGGUCAAGGGCAGAAGAAACUGAAGAAAUGUUCGAAACGUGGCAAGGAGAAGAGCGAAGAGCAGCUAGCGAAAGAGAUGUGA
Molecule: messenger RNA, 1461 nt
Organism: Closterium sp. Naga37s-1
Lineage: Eukaryota; Viridiplantae; Streptophyta; Zygnematophyceae; Desmidiales; Closteriaceae
Source: the annotation of a GenBank genome assembly